Messenger RNA from Corythoichthys intestinalis (scribbled pipefish), 4730 nucleotides. RefSeq names its product gamma-aminobutyric acid type A receptor subunit alpha6b (gene gabra6b). Gene Ontology annotation, molecular function: GABA-A receptor activity; inhibitory extracellular ligand-gated monoatomic ion channel activity; benzodiazepine receptor activity. NCBI's taxonomy places the organism in Eukaryota, Metazoa, Chordata, Actinopteri, Syngnathiformes, Syngnathidae. The transcript is spliced from 10 exons. Gene Ontology annotation, biological process: nervous system process; synaptic transmission, GABAergic; chloride transmembrane transport. Gene Ontology annotation, cellular component: plasma membrane; postsynapse; neuron projection. The record is from RefSeq and is a predicted model, not a curated record. The coding region runs from base 216 to 1592 and encodes 458 amino acids.
UUCGCUCUCAACUGAGCGGUUGAGUUUGUGAGGCGUGCGCACUGGAAAGGAAGUCAAGUCGUGCUGGACCGGACUGACGCGCCAAAUCCUCGCAACUCAAACAAGAGCAUCAUUUUCAAAUAAGAAAUCAUGUCAACGCGUGACGAUGACAUGUACUCUCUCGCGUAGAUGACCACGGAAUUGGACAUUUGUAUUUUUGAAUUGUACUACAAGGCAUGGAUUUUCCUUGGACGUGCUUCUUUCUGUGUUGUUACAGCGUAUGCAGUGUUUGGAGCACACAGCACACUGAGAGCAGUAUCUAUUUGGAUAACAUCACUCGCAUAUUGGAUAGAUUACUGGACGGUUAUGACAACAGGCUGCGACCUGGAUUUGGAGGUCCAGUGACAGAAGUCAAAACGGACAUCUUUGUCACCAGCUUUGGACCAGUUUCAGAUGUCGAAAUGGAAUACACUAUGGACGUGUUCUUCCGGCAAACGUGGAUCGACGAGCGCUUGAAAUUUGAGGGCCCUAUUGAAAUACUGCGGCUCAACAACCUCAUGGUCAGCAAAAUCUGGACGCCGGACACAUUUUUCCGCAACGGCAAGAGGUCGAUCUCUCACAACAUGACCACCCCCAACAAGCUGUUUCGCAUCAUGCAGAACGGAACCAUCCUUUACACCAUGAGAUUAACUAUAAACGCAGAGUGUCCCAUGCGUCUGAUGAACUUCCCGAUGGAUGGACACGCUUGCCCACUCAAGUUUGGGAGCUAUGCUUACCCUGUCAGUGAGAUCAUGUACACGUGGAAGAAAGGUCCUCUUUCUUCUGUUGAGGUGCCACAGGAGUCAUCCAGUCUGUUGCAGUACGACCUCAUCGGUCAGCGAGUGUCAAGUGAAAGGCUGAAGUCCAAUACAGGGGAGUACGUCAUAAUGACUGUCCACUUCCAUCUGCAAAGAAAAAUGGGCUUUUUCCUGAUUCAGACGUACAUACCCUGUAUCAUGACGGUGAUCUUGGCUCAAGUCUCUUUCUGGAUUAACAAGGAAUCAGUUCCAGCUCGGACAGUGUUUGGUAUCACCACCGUGCUGACCAUGACCACGCUCAGCAUCAGUGCCCGUCACUCUCUCCCCAAAGUAUCCUACGCCACAGCCAUGGAUUGGUUCAUUGCCGUUUGCUUCGCCUUUGUCUUCUCGGCGCUCAUCGAGUUCGCGGCCGUCAACUACUUUUCUACGCUUCAAGCUAACCGGGAGCUUCGCAAGGCGGCAGCCAUGAAGACGGCGGCUCAAGAGGCCGCAGCUGCAGCUGCCACCCCAGCUGUUAACACAGGAAAUGAUGGAGAGGUCUCCUCAGCAGAUGCGAGCAACGUGUUGAAGAAGAGGAUGAAUUCGGCGCCCCUCUUUGACCGCCCGGCCAAAACCUUCCCCAAUCCGCCCGUCAGCGCCCAGGCCUUUCUGCAGCAAGGCUCAGCCAUGCCAGCCAACAACGUCUUGACGGGCACGAGCAUUAUCGACAAAUACUCUCGCAUCCUCUUCCCGCUUUCCUUCGGCGCCUUCAACCUGGUCUACUGGAUUGUGUACCUCACCAAGGACACCAUGGAGAUGACCAGGGACACCGUCUGAACCUGGAGUACGCGGUCAUCAAACAGAUGCAACUGCAUAGACACACACAUAUACACACGCAAGUGUGGAGCCCAAAUAUAACGUUGGUCUGAUCAACCAUUCAUUGUGUGUGAUGCAUGGCAGGAAAGUCUCUAAUGAUGCGUCAGUGCAUUGUACGUCUUUUUAAGUUAGCUUCAAAACAACAAAAGUGUCUUUAGAGUAGAUGCCAACAAAAAGACAAGCGAACAAAGGCUUUGUCGACUGUUUGUAUCCUUAGGACAUUCAAAAUUCCUUUAUUCAGAUCAGAUGAGACUACUGAUUGAUGUUGACUGGUAGCAAAUCUAAGGAGCAGCAGGCUCUGCUUAACUUUUGUCAUGCAUGUCCAGACUCGGUCGAUGAGAUUCUGCAUGUGUUUGAAAUCACAUGUUCCCUCUCCCCUUGUCUUUUGUACAAUAUAAUAAGAUUUUUUUUUUUUUUUUUGAUGGAAUAAGUGCACUCCAUGCAAUGGGCUGACUUAUCCUCUCCAAUAAUCACUUCACACUCGCUCACAUCGUUUUCCUGUGUGGCUGCGAAUAAAGAGGACGUAAGGGAACAUCUUCAAAAUAAAACAUUUUCAAGUGGUUUGCCGCCGCAGUUAACUUGCCCAAAUGUGUUAUGACAGUAUACCAUCCAUUUAGUAUGGAAAGUGCUCUCAACAUUUCUGUAUUCAUACUAGAAAAUAUGGAAAACCCACAAAUUAGAACUCAUUAAACGGGCAGUCAUUUUGAAGUUAUUUAACCCUGACUACUAUAUAAUCAUUUAAGGCUGCAGCUAUUGAUUAUUUUAGUGGUCGAUUAAUCUAUCAACUAGUUAGUUGGAAUAAUCGAGUAAUCAGAUAAGGAACAUACGGAGCCCCUAAAGGAACAUCGUCAGAAAUAAAAUACAUUUAAGCAAUCUGGAGGCAGCAGAUUGUUUCUAGUGCGCACCAGAAACUAUUGAGUAAACAUUAGCAUUAUAUAGCAUUUAAGCUAGCUGACUUUUUCUAUGCAAGUUAGCCAAUUGUUUCAAACUUUAUCAUUAUAUAGCAUUUAAGGUAUCGGACUUUUGGUGUGCAAGUUAGCCAAUUGUUGUAAACAUGAUCAUUAUAUAGCAUUUAACUCAUUUGUUCCCAAAAACGUAUGAAUACGUUCUAUUUUUAAUUGUUUCAGUGUCCCAAAGACGUAUUUAUACGUCUUAUAUGUUUUUUUUUUUUUUUUUCACAAGAGACAUCUCUAGGUUCCGAUGCAACUUCGCUACAAAGCACGAGGCUCAAAACCCAUUUUAAAGCAAUAAAACUGGCCACUGGAGGGCAGUAGCGCAUUUGGUAAGAACUCAUAUAGGACCAUGAAACGAAGUGAGGAAAAAUAGUCGGGAAACGGAAGUUGGAAGAAGUAAGAAGUGUGACAAAAAUGUGGAGAACGAUGGAAAACAAAAGGCCAACGACACUGGAGCAGUGUUUUGGAAAGAAAACAACACAAUCGUUAAAGAAAGAUUCAAAAAAAUCUAUCUUGAUGAGACAGACGGCGAUGAGGAAAAAGUUUACCCCGUCUGCUGAGACAGCCUCGGCCACAACAGCGUUAUCUCUCAGAUCAGUAGUUUAGUUAUGUGUAAAUAAAUUGUUACUUCGCUAUCAAAAGCUCUAUUUGUCUUGUUGUUUAUGUUAUUUUGUAGAAGGAAAACAUUAUUCAGAUGUUUGGGAUGUCACAAAAGCAAAAAAUAGCUGUGUUAAAUUCAAAGUUAUUUUUGAAAUGUAUGCUUUUACAAAAAGCUCAAUUUCUCUCUUUUUUCAUUAGAAAUUGAAAAAUUGCUCAAACUAAGCUAUUUUUUAAUGCUGAUUUCUAAAGAAUGGAAAAAGAUAUGAACUAACGUAUUUUUUCCUGCUGAAAGAAGAGAGUCUAAUCUUUCUUUUGGUGAGUUCCUUGUUUAUAUAGCAAUAGAACAGAAUUUUCUGUGGACCUUGCAAAAUCAGUCAAAAUCCAGUAAAACGGCCGGGAGCGAAGGGGAUUGCUCCGGUGAAAAUGGCUGGGAGUGAAUGAGUUAAGCUAGUGGACUUUUGCUAUGCAAGUUAGCCAAUGGCGUACCGCACGCAACACGUCACUUUUGCUCAUUAAUUUUCAUGUCUCUAAUGCUAAAUGCAAGGAAAUAGUGUACGAACGAGAUGUUUACUGUGCUAAACCUACCAAUUCUGCCCAGAAAUGACGUCCCUGCUGCCAAAUUCACUGGUAAAGAUGUGGAAGAACAUACAAAUGUUCAGUUAAAGUGAUGGCUUGAGUUUUGAUGGCUGAAAAAGACAGGAAAAAGACCCAACCUGAUUCAGAGGUAGUUUUUUUAUUGACACAUUUUUCUUGUGUGCAUUGCAAAAUGCCACUCAUAAUGACAUUCUCCUGUUUCAACAAUCUAUCCUUUACCACUAUAUGCCCAGUCUUUCUCAAAAAUUAUAUCCCCUGGUUUUCAUACGUCUCUGACAGUUCUUGGGGGUGAUUUACAUUGCUAUUUUUGUGUAGCGAUCGCAAAUGCUACUAAGUGACAGCUAACGAACACUUAAUUUUUAAAUUAAUAACAAAGGUAACAACAUUGGCAGUCAGAUACUAUUUUAAUUCAUACAAUACAUUCAUUGUCAGACAAAAGCAGCACGGCAAAACGCCACGCUAAAAAAUAAGUAUAUGGCUUACCACUUCGUCCUCUGUAGGGCCAUGCAACCCAAAAAAUGUUUACUGCAUGUAAAAAGUGAAUGGCUUCACCUUGCUGGUGUUAAAUGUCUGUGCAAUUUGAUUUUUUCCUCCGAGUUUUUGGUUCCCUUACACGUAUGAAGAAAACAUCCUUCAUAUGUCGUAAUGUCUAGAGUCGUUUCUACAAGUUCCAUAUCAGCAGUGCUUGAUCAGCAUGUUCGUUUUUGUAGGAUUACCGAAGAAAACUAGCAGAAAUAUAAUGGUUUGUAUGCGAGGGCGCCUCUACAGUAUAAUGUCCCAUUUCCGCUUUACGAUGUGACAUAAUGGGCUAAAAAUAGCAUUCGUGCGGUACGCUAUUGCAAUAAUCCAACAAUUGGCUAACUUGCAUAGCAAAAGCAAGAUUAGAUGCUAUAUAAUGCUAAUGUUUACCAGAUAGUUUCUGGUGCUCACUAGAAACAAUCUGGUGCACUCC